GACUGAACCGAGGGGUGGAAGUAGCUUGUCCUUGUGCCAUUACCAUUUCCGGCUCUUACUUUCUUUUCGGAUCCUUCAGCUUUAGCGAUGGAGCCGACCAGGGCGCUAUUCAAUUCCUGUUCCAGUCAGUGGAUGCGAAUGGUAGUUCAGCGUUGGUGGAAGCGUCCAGUGAUUCGGGGCUUCUGGGAAUACUCUUGGCCGCGUCGAUUGCCCUGUAUGAAAAGUGCCGUGUCCCAUAGUACCUUGCGGCCGAACUUCACUUAUUCUAUAAGGACUUACUGUGCGACUACCCAGAGCCGCCUGUGCUGGAGCUGUCAGGCUCAACUGAGCAGGGCUGACUUGUUCUGUCCGGCCUGUACAACUCUGCAGCCACCUGAUGAGAGCAAGGACUUUUUCCAGGUUCUGGAUUGUGAAAAAUCAUUUAAUGUCAACACUCGGGAACUGCAACGAAAAUACCGUAAUCUUCAACGUUUGCUUCAUCCAGAUUUCUUUAGCCAGAAGUCAGAGAGUGAACGAAACAUAUCAGAAAAGCAGUCAACAAUGGUUAACAAAGCUUACAAUACCCUUCUAUCACCUUUAAAGCGAGGAUUAUAUUUGCUAAGUCUGAAUGGCAUAACAUUAAAGGACGGAGCGGACGAUGAAGUGGAUACACAAUUUCUCUUUGAUAUAUUAGAGCUCAAUGAACAGCUAAAUGAUGCAGAUGCUAAGGCUGACAUUGAAGAAGUUGGAGACUUUGUACAAGGACAGUUGGCAUCUCUGACAAAGGAUUUGAGAAAAGCUUUUCAGCAAGGUGAUCUCCAAGAAGCUAAAAUACUUCUAGCAAAGAUGAAAUACUUCUCAAAUAUACAAGACCAAGUAAAGAAGAAAAUAAUAUCUUAAGUGCUGUACAAAUGUGACACGGCCCCAUUAAGUUAUCAUUAUACUCAAAAAAGCAUUUGCACUGCCAGUAAGGUUUUACCUGUGUGAAAGCGCUACCAGACACAAUAUUAAUUUAUUAAAAGGACAUUUGUUUACUGGGCUAGAACCAGAAAGAGAAUUCUAUAUGUAUGUACUGCUGCAAUUCUGACAAAGAUUUCUCAUGCCUGAUGAGGAAAUACCAAAUGCUUAGCUCUGUAAAAUAGCAGUCAUAUGUAUCUGAGUGAAAAAGUAAAGUUGGUUUUAUCAGUG
Messenger RNA from Xenopus laevis (African clawed frog), 1167 nucleotides. RefSeq names its product HscB mitochondrial iron-sulfur cluster co-chaperone L homeolog (gene hscb.L). The record is from RefSeq and is marked provisional. NCBI's taxonomy places the organism in Eukaryota, Metazoa, Chordata, Amphibia, Anura, Pipidae.